Molecule: messenger RNA, 4460 nt
Organism: Seminavis robusta
Lineage: Eukaryota; Bacillariophyta; Bacillariophyceae; Naviculales; Naviculaceae
Source: the annotation of a GenBank genome assembly
AGGUUCUGUGGUUGUGGAAUUUGUUGAAGUCGAUGACGAAAGUCAAAACAAAUUAUUUGCAUCCUCCUUACUAUCCGAGGAAAAGAAGGAAGAUAAUCUACUAGUAGAGCCAAUCUGCAAGUCGGACGACGACGAAGGUUCUGUGGUUGUGGAAUUUGAAGCAGAUGAUGAUGAUAUUGAUGCAGAUGAUAUUGAUGACGGCGAUGAUGACGACAAUGUAAACAACGACAACAGCAACAACAACCUUGAAACUAUUGUGGGUGAUGUCCACAACCGGCGUCAGAGGUAUCGCAGCCGGCGGGAUAGCACCAUUAGUUUCCGAGCUUCGACGCGGACCAGAAAAUCCAUCAAAACCACAAUGGGUCGCGAUGCCGAUGACUUUAAGAAUUUGCACGAAAUGAAAAACAACUGGAGAUGGCAACAAGUGGCUCGUGCCAUUGACGACGCGGCACGAGUACUUUUCCCCUUCGCUUAUGCCAUUGCCCUCUCGGUUGUAUUGGCCAAGGCAGAGAGCUGGUAAGGGAGCAUGCAACUGAAGAUUGGCGACAUGCAACAACUAACAGCUGAUGGACAUCCUGGUAUGGUCUGCCUAUACAAUGGAGCAUGAUUUGGAAGCACACGGUAUACAGUACUCCAAAACGUUGGAUUGGACGGACACAUCCAUGUGGAACAUCUGGCCGUGGCUUUUCUCGAAAAUCUCAACGCCCUGAAAAGAUCGCAAGGGGAGAACGCCAACUUGGGGGAGAACGCUAUGAAAGGGGAGAACGCCAAGUUAGGGAGAACGCAACGCUAAACUAUGAUACGCACUUGCAAGGUCGCGAGGGGGGCAAGCAAGUACGAUAUGAUAAGGAGGUUUUAUCGAAUCGGAAGUAGCGAUUGUUAUCCGUUUGGUUUCAUCCCAGAAGGAAGACUGUCGUAUCCAUUGCAACAACAACACACAAUUCCAUCCAUUGGGAGCUCAUCAACUGGUCUUCCAGGUCAACAGAACUGAACCUGAAUCUACUUACCUUAUUGCAGUGGUGCCACACAAUGACGAGAGAAGCUUCAGUGGACGACUGUCCACCAAAGUCUGGUGCGAGACCGCAAGCUGGAAGCAGUUCCAGAGUGCUACUGCCAGCGAGGGUCGUCUCCCAAUUGGCGAACUUCCUUGCGGGUGCAGUCAGUGUAGCUGUCGUCAUCUUGGCCAUUCUCGAGGCGACCAAAAAGAACGUUGCAAAUGAACUAGGCGAGAAACCCGACACGCCGAUUGUUGUUGAUACAGUUGAGGAACCCUAUGCCGUCGUUGUGCCAACAGUGGCAAUUCCAGACCAUCUUGUGGAAGUGGCAUCUAUGCUCGCGCCCCACAAAAGCGAAGAAUUUGCUCGGUCCGCCUUGGAAAACAGUGAGGUUGCUAGGACUCUUGUAGAGCAGGCAGAAAGUCUCGUUGAUGCGGACACUUUUAUUCAAGCCACUCGAGUCUACAUGGGCGAUCGUCUACUGCAAGAAAAGUACAAGGAAUGGAACGACUUCUUGACAAAAAAGCAAGGACCAAAGAUUCGAGAUAUGCAGGCCAGCAUUUCGCGCGCUCUCUUCCUAUUGCAACAGAGCCUAGAUACCAACAAAGCAGACAAACUAUGCAACAUCAUCAAGGAAGAAAUCGCCCUUCGAGGAAGUACGAUAGAUCAGUUGGGUGACUGGCUUGGGUUGGAGAAAGGUGGAGCCUGGUUUCGAGGAUUCAGGGAGAGAUUCGUGAACACAACAAAACUGAUGUUUCCACUCUUGUCAGAAGAGACUCUACUCGUUCGAACUGAAGAAGCCAAGGUUCUCAGAGAAGGCUCUGCCCAUGUAUACAGCGCCCUUUUGCUGUCCACUAAAGGCGAGAAAGAGAAAACUUGGUAUCAUAGCACGAACCUGAAAAUCGACCAACUCUUUGAGGCCUUCAGCAUGCUCAAUACUGAACUAGCCGCGAAAGAAGGCGAAAAGCGGGCGGCUCAGCUUGACUUGACAACCCAUGAGAUGAUAGUCAAAGUUUCCAACGACACUGCUGAUUUUCGCAAGAAAAACUGUGCGGGACAACUCAAAGACUAUGAACGCCGGAAGCAGCAGAUCGAGGAGGCCAUUGCUCAAGAACGCAACAAAGAAUCCAGCAACAAGCAGAAACGGAUUUUUUUGUUGGUUCGUGAGUGGGAGCAUAAUCCAGCUUUGAUCCAAAGGCGCCUGCUGGUGGAAUUCCCCAUGGAGUUGGAGAAGUUGAAUGAGAGCAUCGAGGCUGCAACUUCUUGCGUUGAGAAUGCCAUGACCGAUAAGCAGCUUCGCGAAGCGUUGGUGGAGAAGGUUGCAGCAGAGAAACGCGUUGAGGAGCUUGAUGGUGAAAUUCAAGUUCUCCGUAAAGGCAAGCCUGAACUACGAGACAAGAAUGUGUCAAGCUUCUUCGAAAGCACAGGAGAGGUGAGAGUUCUGGAAACGCUCAAAAGUUACGGGACCGAAAAGCUUGUAGAUCAUGCCACAGAGCUACAAGAGCAGAUUCAAAGCAGGCUUGGGGAGGGAAAUUUCUCUAGUGUGACGGAUUGGUCAACGGACCGGAAGCAAAUGGCUUAUCUUGUGCAAGCCAUGGAGCGUCAGUUCAAGUUGGUAGGCCUCGGCCGAAGCGGAGAGCAGAGCGUGUCAUCUGUGGAGGCUCUUCGAUUGGAGCUCACUGAGUAUCUCUGGAGAGUUUCGAGUGCAAGGUCCCUGUAUGAAAUUGAACGAGUUGUCAAGGGUAUGAGAGCAACCAUCUACAGAAAUAGGUUCAACGAGCAGUUUCUCACUGAGAUCAGCAGCACCCAGUUUGCGGAGAGGUUGGCCGGCAGAAUCGUUUUCAAUGCUGGCGAUGAGAUUGGGACGCAAGUGGAAACCGGUCGAACCGUUCCCGAUGGCAACUACAUCGAAGCAACGAUUGCAGGAUAGUUUUUAUUUGUCCAGAGAAGUUGUUGGGUGCAUUCACAAGUGCGAAUGGCAGCUGUAAUAGUCGAGUCAUUACAAGUUCGGCAGAGUGAACCUUACACUAGAGUAGCUUUCAAAUUGUGCGAACCGUUGUAGACGGGGAUUUGGGUAGCAAGAACACGAUUGUUUAGAUAUCAUUAGUGCAAUCCGCUUGAAACACAGCUUGCAUUGCGUAUCGCCGCCGAACACUCUCUUGCAUUUGUAGAAUUGUUUUUUCCAUCGCAGUUUGUGGAUCAGGUGUAUUGUAAAAUUGACUCAAGCGACCAUCCGGGAAGAUGCAACCAAUAUGGAUGUUGGAACCAACUGACUUGGGCAACACAGCACGGCAUGAGGAGAUCAGCAUGUUGAAGCAGAGGCCAGAGUGGAAGCAGUUCACUUGCUCCAUUGUAAAAGGGUACAAACAGUACACUUCUGUGCAGAUUUUCUUCGAAAUCUUGAAGUCCAUGUUGGAGGCCAAACUGAAUCUAUCACACUCGUACACAUGUGUGAUCCCAGUUCGAAUACUGUGAAAGUCUGGGCCCAUGGCAUGCAAGAUAUAGUAGAGGCCUGCAACAAAACAUUUCCAACCUUUCUCUGUUUUGAGUACCUGCAGAUCAAAGCCUCUCAUAUCUGCAAUCAUGGCAUAUCCACCAUUGCAGUGGUUGUAGGUGAAAGAAAGGAAUAAUUGGGGCAUCAAAGAUACAACGCUGCGCAAAGCCACUAGUGCAUCUUCCAGUGUGUUUUGAAUAUUAUAUUCCUGCCGAAAUCCCUUUAAGCAUAUGGCUCUGUCAACAGCAGCUCCCACAUCAGCUUGAUCGAUAAUUGCCAACUGGCAGUACUCAAAAUCAGAGAGUUUGUCCAGAUCAGGGCAGCUCUCGAUGGCUGUCUUGAUGGCACGAGCCCAUUGGCGUUCUUGGUCGGUGAGUUCCAUGGACGAAUCAACCCGAGGAGGCUGUGGUGGAGGUUGCUGCUGGUUUUCUUCGUUCCCAUCAUCUUCGGCAACAGGAGCAUCCUCGUUUUGGGGUGGCGGUUCUUCAUUUGGGUGAUUCCCCCCUUCAACAUCUUGGUGUGCUCUUGGCACAGCCACUUGCUCUAUCUCCGCCUCCACUACAUUCAUCCUUGCUUUCAAUCUUCAAAUAAUGCAACCAACUCUUUGUAAAAGAACGGUCGAGAGAUCUACUGGCAGCGCUCGAGGUACUCUCCUUCUUCACUGUGGUGGCUCCAAUUUUGUUGAAUUCUUUGCAGGUCGGGAGGAGGAGAGUUAUUAGAGGCGAGUCCAGCCCAAAGUCGCUUGGACGCUUGGACACUUGCUUGGGAAGGCAUCUGGAGUGAUGACAUGCACCACGUAGCCACCUAGUGCUUGAGUAUUGAGUGCUAGCUAGUAGACUGCUAGCAAGUAUUUAGUAUUGUAUUAUACAUACUACCUGUGGUAAAGGCUUCCGUGGAGAACUUCUCUACCGGCACUCUACUAUUAAUACAUUAAUACUAGCUAGUAGAUCUAAGACUCCUAAAUCACCCUG